AUGUCCUUCAGUAGGACUUAUGGAAAUCUACAGGAUCAGGACAGAAUCUUCACCAAUCUCUAUAGAGAUGGGGAUCCAUUUAUUGACGGAGCCCUCAAAAGAGGAGACUGGCAUAAGACAAAGGACAUCGUUCUCAAUGGUGACGACUGGAUCAUUGACCAGAUCAAGGCUUCUGGUCUCAGAGGAAGAGGAGGAGCCGGAUUCCCAUCCGGCUUGAAGUACUCCUUCAUGCCAAAGGUUUCCGAUGGUCGUCCAUCGUAUCUCGUAAUUAAUGCUGAUGAGUCAGAGCCAGGAACUUGUAAAGACAGAGAAAUUAUGAGACAUGAUCCUCACAAGUUGAUUGAAGGAGCACUCUGAGUUGGAGUCUCAAUGAGAGCCAAAGCCGCCUAUAUUUACAUCAGAGGUGAAUUUUGGUACGAAUAUAAUUGCCUCGAGAGAGCUAUUAGCGAAGCUUACGAAAGAGGCCUCAUUGGCAAAAAUGCUUGUGGAACAGGAUACGACUUUGAUGUCCAUGUUGUCCAUGGAGCUGGAGCUUACAUUUGUGGAGAAGAGACUGGACUUAUUGAAAGUUUAGAGGGCAAGCAAGGAAAGCCUAGGAUGAAACCACCGUUCCCAGCCAAUGCUGGAUUGUAUGGAUGCCCAACAACAGUCACCAACGUAGAGACAGUGGCUGUUUGCCCAACAAUUCUGAGAAGGACCCCAGAGUGGUUUGCUAGUUUCGGUAGAAAGAAUAAUGCCGGAACAAAAUUAUUUGCUGUUAGUGGCCAUGUCAACAAUCCUGGAGUAUUUGAAGAGGAGAUGAGUAUUCCUCUAAGAGAACUCAUUGAAAAGCAUUGUGGAGGUGUCACUGGAGGUUGGGACAACCUUAAGGCAAUUAUUCCAGGAGGCUCCUCAGUCCCUCUUCUUCCAAAGCGUAUAUGUGAUGAUGUCUUGAUGGACUUCGACGCAUUGAGAGAUGUAAGGUCUGGUCUGGGAACAGCUGCUGUCAUUGUCAUGGAUAAAUCUACCGAUGUUAUCGCAGCUAUUCACAGACUUUCUAAAUUUUACGCUCAUGAAAGUUGUGGACAAUGUACUCCAUGUCGUGAAGGAACAUCCUGGAUGGAGGACAUGCUAGGAAGAAUGAGGAAAGGUAACGCAGACUUUGCAGAAAUCGAUAUGCUUGAAGAACUAUCAUAUCAGAUUGAAGGACAUACCAUCUGUGCUCUUGGAGAUGCUGCAGCAUGGCCAGUUCAAGGUCUCAUCAGGCACUUCAGACACGAAAUGGAAGAUAGAAUUGAAGACUAUAAGGCAGAGAAUCCUGAAAGAGGACAAAGAGCUAAAGUAUCCCAUUUACCAGAACACCACUAA
Molecule: messenger RNA, 1347 nt
Organism: Moneuplotes crassus
Lineage: Eukaryota; Ciliophora; Spirotrichea; Euplotida; Euplotidae
Source: the annotation of a GenBank genome assembly